This is a messenger RNA of Aspergillus mulundensis, 1356 nucleotides long. Its product is annotated as choline-phosphate cytidylyltransferase. Gene Ontology annotation, molecular function: choline-phosphate cytidylyltransferase activity; phosphatidylcholine binding. Gene Ontology annotation, cellular component: nuclear envelope. The transcript has 4 exons. NCBI's taxonomy places the organism in Eukaryota, Fungi, Ascomycota, Eurotiomycetes, Eurotiales, Aspergillaceae. Gene Ontology annotation, biological process: CDP-choline pathway. The coding region runs from base 1 to 1356 and encodes 451 amino acids. The record is from RefSeq and is a predicted model, not a curated record.
AUGUCUUCUCCGCUCUCCAACAGCAAACGCAAGCGCGCCGACUCCCAACACUUGUCCACAGCAGAUAUCGCCAAGUCAUCUACCACUGAUCUCCUGCAGCCGUCGUCUCGUGAUGCUUCUGGCGAAGAGGGUGACGAUUCGACUGGCCCAACUAUCCCCCCGGUCAAGGCCACUAACAAUCCGCCUCUGAAACGCGCCCGGAAGGCUUCCGUGAGCGAAGGGCAAAGUGCCGACACGGGAAAGGAUGCUUCAAUCAGCAAGGAAGAUCCCGGCGAACCCUCGGAAACUACACCGGCUAGCAGUGACAUUGAAAUGCACACCAAGGCCCGACCUGGUUUGCAUGUAAACACAAAGCACGAACAAGAGUUGAUGAAGCCACCCGUCUUAGGUAAACUCCGGGACCCUGCUGGUGGCUACAAGACGAAUCCGCCGCCUGAGGGACGUCCAGUGCGAGUAUAUGCAGAUGGUGUAUUCGAUUUGUUCCACGUCGGCCAUAUGCGACAGCUCGAGCAGGCCAAGAAAGCUUUCCCGGAUGUAUACCUCAUAGUUGGCGUCACUGGAGAUGAAGAGACUCAUGAGCGGAAAGGGCUCACAGUCCUGAGCGGUGCAGAGCGGGCCGAGAGUGUCCGUCACUGCAAAUGGGUUGACGAGGUUUUCCCCAACUGCCCAUGGAUUGUCACACCCGAAUUCAUCAAUGAGCACAAGAUCGACUACGUUGCGCAUGAUGAUUUGCCGUACGGAGCCGCGGAAGGGGACGAUAUUUAUGCCCCUAUCAAGGCCCAAGGAAAAUUCCUUGUGACCGAGCGAACGGAGGGUGUGAGCACUACUGGUGUUAUUACAAGAAUUGUUCGUGACUAUGAUCGAUACAUCUCCCGGCAAUUCAAGCGUGGUGCAUCAAGACAAGAAUUGAACGUAUCAUGGUUGAAGAAGAACGAGCUGGAGAUCAAGCGACAUGUAUCAGAACUUCGUGACAGUAUCAUGACCAAUUGGACGAACACUGGUCAGGAACUGAGUCGAGAGCUGCGGCAGCUGUGGAACUCCAGACCGAACAGUCCAGCUCCCAGCACGAGGACCAGCAUGGACUGGGGAAGCUCGCGCGGCGUUGUCAGUCCUACCGGCGGCGGCAAGUCACAUGUAACUCGUGUGGAAGCAUUGGGUCGCCCAGAGAGCAUCACUGGAAGGGAGCCGGAUUUCGCAACCGGUUAUAGCUUAGGGUUGAUCGGGGGCGUUAGAGCCUGGAUGCGCAGUCGUCGUUCUCUCCUCGAAAGCCGAGGCCAGUCACCGACCAGCGAAGAAGAGCAUGAGUCUGAAUUAGAACGCAGUAACGGCGAGGGCCCGUCUGAAUCAAAGCAGUAA